Messenger RNA from Oreochromis aureus, 2666 nucleotides. RefSeq lists its product as uncharacterized. Gene Ontology annotation, molecular function: protein binding. The transcript has 9 exons. The record is from RefSeq and is a predicted model, not a curated record. Bases 1 to 1800 code for a protein of 599 amino acids. Lineage: Eukaryota; Metazoa; Chordata; Actinopteri; Cichliformes; Cichlidae.
AUGGAUUAUUCAUAUCGUCUUCUGUUCCAGCUGCUGGAGGAUAACAUCAUCACCUUUGUGAAGAAUGAGCUGAAGAAGAUCCAGAAGGUUCUGAGUCCAGUUUACCCAGAAUCCUUAGGGAGCCAAAAAGAGGAUGAGGGGGUUUUAAAGGGUGGAGAUAAAGAGGAAACCAGGUACAGGAAAGCAUUUGUGAAAAUCACACUGCACUUCCUGAGGGAACUGAAGCAAGGAGAACUGGCUGACUGUCUGCAGAGCAUUCUGGAGGAUGUACUGAAAACCAGAGAGCGAGAGAAGCUGCCCAGUACUCUGACUGAGAUGUACAUCUACUUCCUGGUGGUUCAGGCUAAAGUGACGAAGAUCUUUAAAGAGGAGAGAGGACUCUACCAAGACAAGGUGUUCUGCUUUGUCCACCUGAGUGCUCAGGAGUUUCUUGCUGCUCUUCAUGUCCAUCUGACCUUCAUCAACUCUAGAGUCAACUUGCUUAAGGAGCAACAAAAAACAUCCCAUCACUCUGAAACAGAUAAAAACUUCUACAAGAGUGCUGUGGACAAGGCCUUACAGAGUCCAAAUGGACACCUGGACUUGUUCCUUCGUUUCCUCCUGGGUAUGACACUGGAACACAAUCAGACUCUCCUACAAGGCCUGGUGACACAGACAGGAAGACGCUCACAGAUGGAUCAGGAAACAGUUCAGUACAUCAAGAAGAUGAUCAAGGAGGCUCUUCUGAGGCUGCUGCCAGUAGUCAAAGCUUCCAGCAAAGCUCUACUGAGUGGCUGUAACCUCUCAGAGAGAAGCUGUGAAGCUCUGUCUUCACUUCUCAGAUCCUCAUCCUUUAGUCUGAGAGAGCUGGACCUGAGUAACAACAACCUGGGGGACUCAGGAGUGAAGCUUCUGUCUGUUGGCUUCAAGAGUGCACACUGUAAACUGAAAACUAUCAGAUCAUCUACAAAAAUAGCCGCCACUACUAGAUCCAUGGCAGUUCUGAACAACCUGGUAAAGUCACACAACAUGGUUGACGUUUGGAGGCUUCAGCAUCCAAAUGACAGUCUUUCAGGCUGUCUGAUCACAGAGGAAGGCUUUGCUUCUAUAGCUUCAGCCCUGAGCUCCAACCCCUCAAAUCUGAAACUGCUGGACCUGAGCUACAAUCAUCCUGGAGACUCUGGAAUGAAGCUGCUAAAGGAUCAACACUUGAGACUGGACACUCUCAGGGUGGAGCCUGCUGGAGAACAAUGGUUGACACCAGGUCUGAGGAAGUAUUCCUGUCAACUCACAAUCGACACAAACACAGUACACACAAACCUCAAGCUUUCUGACAACAACAGGAAGGUGACACAUGUGGAGGAGGAUCAGACAUAUCCUGAUCAUACAGACAGAUUUGAUUCCCAGUAUCCUCAGCUGUUGUGUAAAAAUGGUCUGACUGGUCGCUGUUACUGGGAGGUCGAGUGGAAAGUAGAGGUUCAAAUAUCAGUGAGUUACAGAAGAAUCGAAAGGAAAGGAGACAGUAAAGACUGUUUGUUUGGAAGAAAUGAUCAGUCUUGGAGUCUGUUCUGCUCUGAAGUUAAGGGUUACUCUGUCGUUCAUGGUAGCAGAGAAACAUAUCUGUACCCCCCCUCCUCCCCCCCCUCCUCUGUCUCUAACAAAGUAACAGUAUAUGUGGAUCAUCCUGCUGGCACUCUGUCCUUCUACAGAGUCUCCUCUGACACUCUGAUCCACCUCCACACCUUCAACACCACAUUCACUGAACCUCUUUAUCCUGGAUUUACAGUCUGGUUUCCUGGUUCCUCAGUGUGUCUGUGCUGAGUUGAGUGUGAAGCACUCUCACUGUUUAUGUUGUGCAUGUUUGUCUCUUUCAAUCAGAAACACAUUUUCAAUUUCAUGGAUUCAAUCAGUUGUUGUUUUAAACUGUUCUAAAUGAUUUCUUGCAAUCGUCUUCCUCUUCAGUGCUUGAAAGAUGGAAGCUACGAUUAUUCCAGGAUCCACAUGUUGUUUUUCUGUGUUUUAAAGUUCAUGGUGAAUAUUUGUGUGUUGUGUAUCUCUGAAGCAUAAUUCAUCUGAGACACUUCAGUUUGUGUCAGGGGCACUUAGUUUGACACAAAAGAUGAAUUUACAAACUGUUCAGAGACAUUUACACAUUAUUGUCCAAUAGAUACAUGUUUGGGGAGCAGCCACAAUUCACUGUGAUUUUUAUUUUUGCUGUUAGAAUGUGGAAAUGAUGGCUGGACGUUAGCUUGCCUAUAGUUGCUUAGAUAAUCCAUUAGAAAACAGUUAUAAGUGUAGUUCCCAACAUUGUACAAUUCUGAAUCAUUAUUUUCUACUUUAAUUCUAAACUAAAACUGAGUCUGACUAGCCAGCAUAUUACAUUGAGCCUCUCCAGUUUGAUCAGCAGAGAAAACAGAUAACUUGUACAUGGUCAAAAUAUUCAUUUUCAUUUUCAUGUUUAAAAUAUGAUGAAUUUUCAGGGAGUUUUUAGUCUUUAAAACUGCCAUCUCUAACUGUGAAAGAGUUUGACUCUAAGUUGAUGAUUUGUCCCUCUGCACGUAAAAAAUAAACUACAUUCUGAUAUUCACAACUGGCUCUCAUUAAAUAUCUAAUUUGUUCCUUCAUUUUCUACCUGUGAAGUAGAAUUGAUGAUAACACUGAUGCUAAACAUUCUCAAAUUUGUGAGA